UGAUUAUAUGACUUUUCUAUCAAAUUUGAAUUCAUUGGAUUCAAUCAACAGAACAGCAAAUAAAACACAAAGAAAAAGAGAGAGAGAGAGAGAGAUAUGUCAGGCCUUAAUAGGACACAUAUCACCAGAAUUAUGAAGGAUUUGGUCGAGUUUUAUAGAGAGACAUCAAAACAGAUUUUUUUGGUCACAGAAGACACCGAUAUUACCAAAAUUCAUGCCAUCAUCUUAGGUCCCGAAGGAACGCCAUACGAAAGCGGAUACUUUUAUUUUCUGUUGACAAUACCAUCCGAUUAUCCGCUGAAACCGCCAAAAGUCAAGUUUAUGACUACCGGUGGCAACAAAGUUCGCUUCAAUCCUAACCUAUACUCUUGCGGUAAGGUAUGUCUGAGUAUUUUGGGCACUUGGAGUGGACCAAAAUGGACAGCUGCUCAGACACUGUUUACAACACUACUGUCCAUUCAGUCGCUGAUGAAUGAGAAGCCCUAUCACAACGAACCGGGACAUGAAGAGAAAUCUAACAGAAAGCGCCACAAAUCGGAUGUCUCGCAGAAAGUCCAGAACUAUAACGAUGUGAUUGCGUUUGAAACGAUGCGGGUGGCAGUCAUUGGGAUGUUAGAUGAAAACAGUACCGAUACUAGAAAUAUGCCUGAAAUGCUCAAAAACAUUAUUGUUGCCCAUUUCAAGACAAACUAUGAAUACUAUGAACGAACUGUCCGAUCGCGGCUACACAUGGAUCACAAGGCAAUGGAAAAUCCGCACGAAAUGUGGUCAGGUUUGAGAAACGGUAAUAAAUUAUUUCAAUAUAAAGACCUACUGAACAAAUUGCAUGCAUUGAAGACACGCUAUGACAUUGUGUGCGACAUAAACGAUGACAACUACAAGUCAUCUACUGCUAAGCCCAGAGCUGGUACGUCAUCGAUGUCCUCUACAGCGCCAGCAGCCGAAGCACCGAAACUGAAGACUAUCGAUGUCCCGCCCAAUGAUCCGCUUAUCAGAGGCUACUACGAUCUGAUCAAUCGUACGACUGGCGGUCUGACCAUUACUGACUUCAGACCCGAUAACCGUAAAAACGAUGACUAUGUUACCGGUAAUGAUGUCGACUGGUAUUACGAUGAAAGUCAAAGUCUCGAUGAAUAUGAAGAAGACAUCGACGACGACGACGACAAAGAAGUGGUAAUUCUGGACAAAUCGUCGGACGACGACAACAGUAACAACAUUAGUAAAACUAUCGACCAAUAGGUCGGUGUUAUUAAAAGAAAGAAAGAUUUUUAUGUGUUUUUUGUUUAUUUUAGUUAUUUUUCA
This is a messenger RNA of Oppia nitens, 1302 nucleotides long. RefSeq names its product ubiquitin-conjugating enzyme E2 Z-like. The transcript is spliced from 2 exons. Gene Ontology annotation, biological process: negative regulation of apoptotic process. Gene Ontology annotation, molecular function: ubiquitin conjugating enzyme activity; cysteine-type endopeptidase inhibitor activity. NCBI's taxonomy places the organism in Eukaryota, Metazoa, Arthropoda, Arachnida, Sarcoptiformes, Oppiidae. The record is from RefSeq and is a predicted model, not a curated record. Gene Ontology annotation, cellular component: nucleus. The coding region runs from base 97 to 1239 and encodes 380 amino acids.